AUGGAUCCACUUCCUCCUCGACCGCCUCAUCCGUCGAAUUCUGGCACUAGAAUGGUCCCUCCAGGAAGACGACCAAAAGAUUAUUCUCCAACAGAUUGGGGCGAUUACUGGGCGGAAAAGAAGACGUUUCAGAAGGACAGCGAUCUUUUCAACUACUACACGAUGGGAAACGAAGAAUCGAAAUGCUGCAUUCUAGUGCUCCACGGCGGCGGUUUCUCGGGACUUUCUUUUUCGCUUUUUGGAAAGAAGUUGAGAGAAAUGGCGGAUUGCUUCAUUAUUGCUCCUGAUAUUCGUGGGCACGGAGGGUCACGGUCCCGUCCGACGGUGAUUAUCGGACACUCGAUGGGAGGAGCGCUCGCUGUUCACGUCGCCCAUCGAACUCCUUGUAUUGGGCUUGUAGUGAUCGAUGUGGUGGAAGGAACAGCUCUGGAAGCCCUACCAAGCAUGGAAGUCAUCCUAAAUGGCCGCCCUGGAAAAUUCAAAUCAAAGGAUCAAGCAAUAGAAUGGGCCGUCAGAACAAAUUACAUCAAAAACAUCAAUUCUGCCAAAAUUUCCAUGCCUGGCCAAGUCCAAGAUAAAUCACCGACUGACGAAGAGUCGACGGAUCAAAUCUGGCGAAUCAAUUUGAGCGAAACCGCGAAUUAUUGGCGAGCGGGAAUGGACAGGCUGGACACGGCGCUGACAGUCGGACAAAUGCAGGGGAAGUUCCAACUUUCGGUGAUGCCCACUGCCGGCCACGCGAUUCACGAAGACCAGCCGCAGAAAGUUGCUGAACUUAUUGCGACUUUCAUUACGAGACACAAAUUUGCCACCGCCAAUCCAAAUUUCACUCCUCAAUCAGCGAUUCCCGGACUCGGAGGACUUGGCAGAAUGCGGGGGAUGAUGUAA
This is a messenger RNA of Oikopleura dioica, 888 nucleotides long. The record is from the annotation of a GenBank genome assembly. Lineage: Eukaryota; Metazoa; Chordata; Appendicularia; Copelata; Oikopleuridae.